GAGACGCAAUUUGUGGCACUUUGCUAUUUGACCGGCGAAUGUAACUACGGCGGCCGCGUUACUGACGAGUGGGACCGGCGUACGUUGAAGACGAUUCUGAGCAAGUUUUACCGCAAAGACAUCGUGGAGAAUGAGAACUACAAAUUUGACGAUAGUGGCAUGUAUUAUGCACCCCCGACACAGCAUGUAAGCAUCCUCUUUAAUCUUUUUACAGCACUCCACGUCAUGUUAAUGACUCAGCGGUCGCCUUAUUGUGUCCUCAUUUUCUGUCUAAGUUACCGUAGUUGA
Protopolystoma xenopodis is the source of this 288-nucleotide messenger RNA. The record is from the annotation of a GenBank genome assembly. NCBI's taxonomy places the organism in Eukaryota, Metazoa, Platyhelminthes, Monogenea, Polystomatidea, Polystomatidae.